Messenger RNA from Emiliania huxleyi CCMP1516, 2886 nucleotides. RefSeq lists its product as hypothetical. Lineage: Eukaryota; Haptophyta; Isochrysidales; Noelaerhabdaceae. The transcript is spliced from 8 exons. The record is from RefSeq and is a predicted model, not a curated record. Gene Ontology annotation, biological process: regulation of DNA-templated transcription. Gene Ontology annotation, molecular function: histone binding; chromatin DNA binding. Gene Ontology annotation, cellular component: nucleus. The coding region runs from base 1 to 2886 and encodes 961 amino acids.
AUGGACGCGGCGCAGCUGAGGAAGCUACUGCAGGCGGCGAACGUGGCCGACCACCAGUGCUUUGAGCGCGGGCAGCUCAUCGAGCGGCUCAAGGAGCACGAGCGGGCGGCGGCGCAUCAGGGCGGCGCGUCGCUCCGCGGCGAGGAGGGCGAGGAUGGCGGGGGCGGCUCCCCGAUGGACCUCGACGCGACGGACGGCGAGCACGGGCUGCUGCACGGCGUGCGGUACGCCGACACAAGCGCUGCGGACCAGGUCGACCUCGCGAGCGGCGCGGACUGGUCCUUCCUCCGCACGCAGCGCCCGCCGGGCACCAACCCGGAGCGUGGCGCGGACUCGGACUCGGAGGACUUGCUCGAGCAGGCGUUGCGCGGCGGGGGCAAGUCCGCGGGAAAGCCCGGGGUUAAGUCCGGAGGGGGAAAGCCCGGCGCGCGGCGUGCGGCGGCGGGUGGCGUGCGGCGUGCGUCGGCGGGCGACGAGAGCGAGUCGUCCGAUCCGGAGUGGCGAGGCUCGGACGACGAGAGCGACGGCGAGGACGGCGAGGACGGAUCCGGAUCCGAAGCCGACUUCAUCCGCGAGCGAGCCGUGGCGGCGAGGCCGCCCGCCCCCUCCGCCUCCCGCUCCGCCGCGCCCUCAGCGAGCAAGCCGGCGUCCUCCUCCGCCACCAAGGCGGCGCCGCCGCCGGUGCGACGGCCGCCUGCCGGUUCAGACGACGAGGCGGCGGCGGAGGACCUGUCUUGGGCGCAGCACGGGAACGUGGCGGACAUCAAGAGGCUGCAGCGGCUGCGCAGGCAACUCUUCCGGAAGCUUCGCAGCCUGCGCAUGCCCUCCAACCCGCUCGACAACAUCAUCCACGAGCUGGGCGGCCCUGACGCCGUCGCCGAGCUCACGGGCCGAAAGGGAAGGCUCGUCCGCGACGAGGAGGGCCGCACCGUCUACAAGCGGCGCAACGUCGACCUCGGGUGCUCCAUGGAGCGCAUCAACCUGGCGGAGAAGCAGGCCUUCAUGGACGGCCGCAAGCUCGUCGCCAUCAUCUCGGAGGCGGCCUCAUCGGGCAUCUCGCUGCAGGCGGACCGGCGCGUGCCGAACACGCGCAAGCGGCUGCACAUCACGCUCGAGCUGCCGUGGUCCGCCGACCAGGCGAUCCACGGUCCCGAGUACCUGCUCAUGAUGACGGCCUGCGGCGGCGAGCGCCGCUUCGCAUCGACGGUCGCCAAGCGGCUGCAGCAGCUCGGCGCGAUAACAAAGGGGGAUCGGCGCGGCGCCGACGGGCAGCAGGAAAACCUGUCCGCCUUCGACGUUGACACAGAGUACGGCCAGGCCGCGCUGACCGACCUCAUCGAGGUGUUCGAGAACCCAAUCCACAACGCGAGCAUCGUCCCGCCGGGCCACAUCCGGCGCGCCAUCGGCCUGCGCGCCACCCACGAGCUGCAACAAAAGUGGAGCGAAUACAUCGACGAGGCGGAGGAGGCGAUGGCGUCGGCGGGCAUCUUCGGCAUGGAGAACCUCUCCGUGCGGCGCUUCCUCAACCGGCUGCUCGGCAUGCCGGUCCGCAUGCAGAACACAAUCUUCCAGCACUACACGGCGAUCCUCGACGAGAACGUCAAGGCGGCCAAGGCGGCGGGCAGGUACGACGAUGGCGUCGUCGACAUCCGCGGCGAGUCCGUCAGUGUCAAGUCCGGCUCGCCUCGCACCAUCUCCACCGACCGGCAGUCGGGCGUGCCCCUCUCCCACUACGCGCUCGGAGUCGAUCGCGGGCUCUCCUUUGAGCGCGCGUCGGAGAUGCUGCGCGCCAAGGCGGAGGGCAACGAGGCCGGGGCGCUGCUCGAGGGCGAGGGAUUCUACAUCUCGCGCAACUUCAAGUUCGGCAACGGCUGCAAGGGCGUGACCCUCCUGCUGCGCGAGCGGGUCUCGGUCUUUGCCGCCAGCAACUGGAUCCCGACCUUCAAGAUCUACCGACCCAACCAAGGCGCGCUGCCAGGGACUCUGGCGCUCCUCGCCCCUCCCUCCACGCCACCCGCCCGCGCCUCACCCGAUGCUGCAGGCCUCUGUGGGCGCACGUUCCUACGCGAGCAUCUCAACUCGAACCUCCCGCUCAGCUCAAACGGCGCUCGAGGGCCGUGGACCAGGCUGCACGACGCCACGCGCGACAAGUGCACGCACGGCCACAAGUGCCGCGACCUUCAGUGCUUCGUUGGCAAGCGGAUGCAGACGGAACACCUGGUCUGCGGCGCCGUGCUGCCGUUCUGGUCGACGAUACAGCAGCGGGUCUUGUCCAAGACCGUCCGAACGAGCGGCGGUGGCUUCCAGUUGGUGCAGCAGAUGCGGGUCGUGCGCGUGCGCUGCCAGCGGGCGGAUGGGACAGAGACGAGACUUGUCGGCAGCCCUCUGCCGGGAUAUCAGAGGCGCAGCAUCCACAUGACGCAUGGCGGCGCGGCGCGGGUGCAGGCGAUCGAGAUGGACAUCCGCGGCGCCGACGACGCCGACGGCAAGCCCGACCUCAAGCCCGACCUCAAGCCCGACUUGCACAGCCUCGGCAGGGGCAAGCAGGCUGGCAAGGGCAAGGGCCCGGCGGCGCCGCGGCAGCCGUCGCACGGGCGCUGCCAGGAGUGCGGCGCCGCCCACGACGGCGGCUAUGGCUCGGGCCGCUUUUGCUCGCAGCCUUGCCGCAGCCGCCAUAAUGGCCGCCCCAUAAGCAGCGCCGCGCCUCCCGCGCCGGGCCUCGGCGCGCGCGUGGUGCUCCACGGCCUCUGCAGCGCGGCGGGCGCGGCGCUCAACGGGCUCUAUGGCACGGUGCUUCGGCGGGACGAUGAGUCAGGCCGCUUGAUCGUUUCGAUCGAGGGCAACGGAAGCCAUAAGAUCAAGGCGGACAACCUUCGCGUGGUCUAG